Molecule: messenger RNA, 3936 nt
Organism: Mastomys coucha (southern multimammate mouse)
Lineage: Eukaryota; Metazoa; Chordata; Mammalia; Rodentia; Muridae
Gene: Garem2
Product: GRB2 associated regulator of MAPK1 subtype 2
Exons: 6
Coding region: 156-2789 (877 amino acids)
Source: RefSeq, a predicted model, not a curated record
GGAGGAGGUUGGCCACGUGACUCUUGAGGCUCCGCUGGGCGGCCAGGCAGGGAGCGCCGCUACAGCCCAGGAGGAGGCGGCGGGCGCGCAGCCCGAGCUGCGCGGGACUGGUCGUCGGGGUUCCGGGACGACGGACCCCGGGGAGCGCCCAUGCCAUGGAGAAGCUGGCGGCUGGGCUGGCCGGGCUGCGCUGGAGCAUGGGCGCUUUCCCGCUGGACCUCAUCGUAAGCCGCUGCCGCCUGCCCACUCUCGCCUGCCUCGGACCAGGGGAGUAUGCUGAGGGUGUCAGUGAACGAGAUAUCCUGCUGAUCCACUCCUGCCGCCAGUGGACGACAGUGACAGCCCAUACCCUGGAGGAGGGCCACUACGUCAUUGGGCCCAAGAUUGACAUCCCCCUGCAGUACCCAGGCAAAUUCAAGCUCCUGGAGCAGGCUCGGGAUGUGAGGGAGCCCGUGAGAUACUUCAGCAGCGUGGAGGAGGUGGCCAGUGUCUUCCCUGACAGAAUCUUUGUGAUGGAAGCCAUCACCUUCAGUGUAAAGGUGGUGUCAGGCGAGUUCAGCGAGGACAGCGAGGUGUACAACUUCACACUGCACGCAGGCGACGAGCUCACACUCAUGGGCCAGGCAGAGAUUCUGUGCGCCAAGACGACCAAGGAGCGCUCGCGCUUCACCACGCUCCUGCGCAAGCUGGGCCGUGCAGGGGCCUUGGCAGGAAUCGGCGGUCCCGGGAACAUGGGGGCCACAGGGGGUGGCGGCGGGGCCGCCAGGCCCGUCAAAGGCAAGAUGCCCUGUCUCAUCUGCAUGAACCACCGCACCAACGAGAGCCUGAGCCUGCCCUUCCAGUGCCAGGGCCGCUUCAGCACGCGCAGCCCGCUGGAGCUGCAGAUGCAAGAGGGCGAGCACACGGUGCGCGCCAUCAUCGAGCGCGUGCGGCUGCCGGUGAACGUGUUGGUGCCCAGCCGGCCGCCGCGCAACCCAUACGACCUCCACCCGGUGCGGGAGGGCCACUGCUACAAGCUGGUCAGCAUCAUCUCCAAGACGGUGGUGCUGGGGCUGGCGCUGCGCCGCGAGGGCCCGGCGCCGCUGCACUUCCUGCUGCUCACCGACACGCCGCGCUUCACUCUGCCGCAGGGUCUGCUGGCCGGCGACCCGCGCGUCGAGCGCCUGGUCCGCGACAGCGCCUCCUACUGUCGCGAGCGCUUCGAUCCGGAUGAGUACUCAACCGCGGUGCGCGAGGCGCCCGCCGAGCUCUCCGACGACUGCGCCAGCCCCCGCCGUGCGCGCCUCUGCCUACCCGCGCCGCGCGCCCCCGGGCCUGUCCGCGCGCCUGGACCGCCGGGUCGCCUGGGUCCCGCCCUGCCCGCGCCCGGCGACGGUGACCAGGAGUAUGUGAGCCCGGAUUGGGCGGGUGCGACCGAGCCAGCGGCCGGAUGCGCCGAGAUCCCCUACGAGGAGCUGUGGGUGCACCAAGCCCCAGAGAGCCUCGCCGACGCCCGUGCACGGCCGCUGGCGGGGACGGACCUCAUCUCCUUUGGGACCGUGGGGCCCCCACGGCAUGAGCCAGAGGCACCACCGCCUCCUGUUCCCCCCAAAUCCGAGGCGGUGAAGGAAGAGUGCCGCCUGCUCCACGCCCCUCCAGUGCCUCCUAGGGGUGGUGGCAGCUGCAGCAGGCUCACGGGGAGCCCUCCGGUGCCGCCCCGCUUUCCCAAGCUGCAGCCUGUCCACUCGCCCAGCUCCAGUCUCUCCUACUAUUCCUCCGGCCUGCAGGAUGGGGUAGGAUCCCGCAGUGGCAGUGGCUCCCCGUCACCGGAUGCAUACUCUCUCUAUUGCUACCCUUGCACCUGGGGAGACUGUAAAGCCAGCGAGUCCUCUAGUCGGCCGCCACCAGGAACCCUGCCUUCUACCACCACCCAACCCAGCCAGGUCUCAAGAGCCCUAGCAGAGCCCCUGAGUGGUCGAACCACCUCCCUCUUGGGGGCUGACACCUCAUCGGUUAAGAACUAUCAGAGCUGCCCACCUCUGUUCAAGCCCUCUCGUCCCCAGAAGUCCUUUGCUCCUUUUGGUGCACUCAACCCCUUCUCUGGGCCUGCCCACCCUUUGGGUGCUCCAGCGGUCUCCUCCUCUGGGUCCACAUCCACCUCGGGUGCCCUGGCUACCUCCAGUCCCACACACUCUCCAGGCCCAGGUCCACAGGGCCAAGGUUACUCAGCUGCCCUCUCCUCCUCGUCGAGCUCCGAGUGGCAGGAGCCAGCGCUAGAGCCUCUGGACCCAUUUGAGCUGGGGCAGGCCAGUCCUUGUGAGCUGGAGCUGCUGCGCUGUCAGGAGCCCAGAGCUGCGGGGGCACCUGGGUCUGGACCUUGCCUUUCACCACUUGGUCCACCCAAGGCCUUUGAGCCCGAAAGUUUGGUGCUGAGGCAGGUCCCUGCCUCACUGUCACCAGCUGCCUUGCAGGGGCCUGAGGCAGGAGGAACCCUACUCUUUCUCACUCAAGGGUGCCUGGAAGGGCCUCCUGGCAGCCCCAGGGAGGGAGCCACAGGUGCUGGGGUCCGGGAUGCCUCCUCCUGGCAGCCACCAGCAGACUUGUCCACACUCUCCCUGGAAGAGGUCUCUCGUAGUCUGCGCUUCAUUGGGCUCUCAGAGGACGUGGUGAGCUUCUUUGCCCGAGAGCGCAUUGACGGAAGCAUCUUUGUGCAGCUCAGUGAAGACAUCUUGGCCGAUGACUUCCAUCUCACCAAGCUUCAGGUCAAGAAGAUCAUGCAGUUCAUCAAAGGCUGGAGACCCAAGAUCUGAACUGCACAGCCUGAACUUUGGGAGCAGAGGCCCUGGCGUUUAACUUGGGUCUGUCAGAAACAGCAUUCCCAGAGGCAGGUCCUUCCUGCAGGGAAAAUCUGGGUCAAGAUGGAGACUGCUCUGGAGCACUGGGUGUUCCAGGGGAGAUACACUGGAAACGGUGGCCCUCUGGGGCCAGACCCUGCAGGAGUAUGCCUUGCCCUUUGAGGAGGAGGCACCGCUCUGUGCAUGCCCUGGUGAGGCUUUUAGUGCCACCCCCACAGCAGGGUAAAGGUAGUGUGUAUGUCAUCGGGUGGCUUCGUGCUGGUAGAAUGCCUUUCUCUGCCCUGCUGCAGCUUUUCACAAACACACACUUCUCAGCCCUGUAUGUUCAGGUUAGAGACAAGGGAAGAUGGCUCAUCAUUUUAAGCACAGUGUCCCCAAAGUGCCCUUUCUUUCAUGCUCUGUGCGGCUUUGGCCUGCAUCUGUUCCAGAUUAGGGAUGUGAUUUCUGUCUGUGAGGUACCCCCCUUGCCCUGUGAAUCAGUUACACGUCUGUGUCCAGCACCAGAGUCCCUGUUGUGACAUCAUCACAAAUAGCCUGUUGUUUUCCAUAGGGCAGUCUGAGGACCUAGUCCCUGAGGGAGAGGAGCCAGAUGUAAGUCAGACACCUCCACCCUACUAGUCUCCUGCCAUCAGUUUUGGCUCUGCUGGACUCCUUGGAGUGUCACUGGUACAGGACAGUGUAGCUGGUAAAGAGCAGCAAGUGGCUCAGAAAAGCUGCUUGCUCCUGAGCUCAGUCGAGAACUUACUCACAUGGUUCAGAGCAGAUCUUUGUACCCUUCAGUCUCGAGUAUGGUGAUCUGUUUGAUGGUAGAGGCCUGGCUAAUACACACCCCUCAUCCUCAUUCUCCAGCACCUCUAACAAGAACCGCACUCAUGGCCUCCGGUGUCAGGGCCCCAGCGGUAGUAGUUUUCUCAUCUGCCUUCCCCGGCCUACCUAGAUAUUUAUUUCUUGUGUUUUAUGAAUAGUUAAGCCCUGCCCAUCUGUGCCUUUCAGACGAAAACAUGGAAACUUACACUGUGCUGUUUGUCUUCUCACAGUUGUUUAAUGAAACCUUAAGGAAUAAGGAAAUAAAGGCUAGACCCUGGAGUGGUGAAAGAGUAGG